Molecule: messenger RNA, 1174 nt
Organism: Gryllus bimaculatus (two-spotted cricket)
Lineage: Eukaryota; Metazoa; Arthropoda; Insecta; Orthoptera; Gryllidae
Source: the annotation of a GenBank genome assembly
GUGGACGCGCUGGGCUUCCCGUGCGAGGCCGCCCUCCGCCGCCUGCUGCUGCGCCUGCUGGGCUCGCAGGCGGGCUCCCACGCCGCCAGGGCCGCCACGCGCUGCUUGCUGGACCUCAGCGCAGCGGUGGACGAGGACCCCUGCGAGGUGGCGGACCGCCUGCUGGCGUGCCUGCUCAUCGACGUGGACGCCCUGCUUCGCGAGCCGCAGCCGCACGCCACCACGCUGCCGCCGCUCUGAGCCAGUGGGGCCACUAAUCAAACACCAGCGUUUGCACAUGAUGUGUGUAUUUAUAGAAAUGUACAACAUACAAAAGACAACAAAUAUAACAAGUAUAAAAAUCAACACGUUUUGUUCAUGUCCAUGUCCAGUAGAUCGCGUUGCCGCGGAGGAGAGGCUGAGCUCUGGUGAGGGGCGUGCGUGUUUUACAGAGCGCGGGGAGGCAAAUUGUCUUGAAUUUUCUUUUUAAACUCCGAAACGGAGAGGCAGCUUUUAAAGUAUUUUAAAACUGGAGAUCGCAGAGUAUGUUUGUUAUAAUAUGCGACAUUUUUACUAGAUCGUUGAGACGUAACAUAUAUAAAAUACAUAAAUAUAUAAUAAAUAUGAUAGACAAGAAUAAUCUACGAGAGUUUCACUAUGUCGAAUGAAAUAAGUACUUUUUGGUUUUAGCAUUUGGCAACAUUAUAACAGCACUAUAGUCUUACGAUCUUUUUUCUAAUGAUCUUCUGGGAUUUAAUUAUUUUAUGUUUGGUAGUGUGAAUUUGGAUAGUAAUGGAUUUGUCGAAUAUUCGCCCAAGCGGAAUUGUCCCAAUCGUUUAGAAGAAACAAACAAUUCAUACGAAUGAAAGUAUUCACUUGAAAACGAAUGUUCAGCCUCUACCUGAUAAAAUAUUUUAGUAAUUUGAAUCCCUUUCCCCACGCCUCAGAAUCUGUAGUAAACAUCACGCUCCUCGUCAGAGAACAGGGCGCCGUGUGUCAGACACGAGUGCCGCUGCGUCCUCAGUCUCUCCUAGGCGAGCGCCGUUGGAACCGUCGCGCCAGCGUUUUCACUCCACACGCACUCGGAGGCGACGGCGGCAGCGGCGAAUUCGCAAAGUCCUUGUGUGUCAUCAGCCUGGACCACGGCAUCCGCUGCUCCGCACCGCACCGCACCGCACCGCACCGCACCGCACCG